ACGACGAAAGAGGACGAGCGAGGGCAGCGGUGGUGAUUUUUUCCGAUUUUCUAAUUCCAGUAAGACACGAGGGCUUGUUGCAAGCGAUCCUUGGGAAGUGUUUCUCGACCAUUGAAAGUCCUUGGGCAAGGAGAAUAGCUGCAAGAUUGAGUCGGGAUAGAUUCGCCGGUGGUCGUGGAUUGUAGCUUCCUUCGGUACCUUUUUCUUCUCUUAGCCAAAGGCCUGGAUCAGAGGCAGAUAUUGUCAUCAUCUCAUCAAGCAGGUAAUUGAGGUGCAACUGAGAUGGGUAGUUUGGAAGUGGGAUCUUUCAGUCUGUCAACAACUCUGCGAGCAAGGUUUUCUCCUCAACCAGCAUGUGUAACUCGAAUGCUUAGCAAUGGCUCUGCAGUUCACAUGGAACCUUGGAGGAAAUCAUCUCAGUUCAAGUCUUUAUUUGCAGUUUUUUAUCCAAGAUUGAUUUACCCAUAUUAUCAAACACAUAAGCAGAUGACUAAAAGGUAUUCAUCAAUUUCUGAGGCAAUAAUGACAUCUGAAACAAAGAAAAUAACGAGCAAUCUUCUAGUUGGAAAUGAAAUUCUUGGCGUCUUGUUACUCAAUCUUGGAGGUCCUGAAACCCUUGAGGAUGUGCAACCUUUCCUGUUCAAUCUUUUUGCAGAUCCGGACAUUAUACGUCUUCCAAGGCUUUUUCGUUUUCUUCAGAAGCCAUUGGCACAGUUUGUUUCUAUUGUUAGAGCACCAAAGAGCAAAGAAGGAUAUGCUUCAAUAGGAGGCGGUUCCCCGCUUCGGCAAAUAACAGAUGCACAGGCAGAAGAAUUGAGGAAGGCUUUGUGUGACAAAAAUGUUCCAGCAAAGGUGUAUGUUGGAAUGAGGUACUGGCACCCGUUCACUGAAGAAGCUAUUGAACAGAUCAAAAGGGAUGGCAUCACAAAACUUGUUGUUCUUCCUCUUUACCCACAAUUCUCAAUAUCAACCAGUGGUUCAAGUCUUCGCUUACUAGAGAGUAUUUUCAGGGAGGAUGAGUAUUUGGUCAAUAUGCAGCAUACUGUCAUUCCCUCAUGGUACCAGCGUGAGGGAUAUAUUAAAGCCAUGGCAAAUCUAAUUGAAAAGGAAUUGGAAAUUUUUGAGAGCAGCCAACAGGUUAUGAUAUUCUUUAGUGCGCAUGGUGUUCCACUUGCAUAUGUGGAAGAAGCUGGGGACCCUUACAAAGCGGAGAUGGAGGAGUGUGUAGAGUUGAUCAUGGAGGAACUGGAGAGACGGCAGAUAACUAAUGCUUAUACACUUGCUUACCAGAGUCGUGUUGGACCCGUGGAAUGGUUGAGGCCCUACACUGAUGAGACUAUUUCUGAGCUUGGACGGAAAGGAGUAAAAAGCCUUUUGGCUGUCCCUAUAAGCUUUGUAAGCGAGCACAUUGAAACACUUGAAGAAAUUGAUGUGGAGUAUAAGGAACUGGCUAUGAAGUCUGGGAUUAGGAACUGGGGACGAGUUCCCGCAUUAGGAUGUGAACCUACCUUCAUUGCUGAUCUUGCUGAUGCAGUAAUAGAAAGCCUUCCUUACGUUGGGGCAAUGGCAGUCUCCAAUCUUGAGGCUCGUCAGUCAUUGGUGCCCCUUGGGAGCGUAGAAGAGUUACUGGCAACAUAUGACACGAAGCGUGAAAAACUUCCUCCACCAGUCCUAGUUUGGGAAUGGGGAUGGACCAGAAGCGCAGAGACAUGGAAUGGCAGGGCAGCCAUGAUAGCUGUGCUUGGUUUAUUGGUUCUUGAAGUAACUACAGGUCAAGGCUUCUUGCACCAGUGGGGCAUCCUUCCCUUGUUUCACUAGAACUAUGCCUGCUGAAGCAUUUAUACGAUUACACCAAAAAUAAUAUUAUUCUGUAGGACAAUAUAACUAACAUCAUAGUAUUAUAUAUAUUUAAUUAUUUGGAGUCCCUCCAAAACGUUUGAAGUAACCAUAAGUUGAAUGUUGAUAUUAUUCCUCUAUCCAGUAAAGCAUGUCAUCUGUUAGUUUCAGUUCAUACAUCUGUUGUACAUCAGUAUUUAUUUUCAUGACUCCGAUAA
Phalaenopsis equestris is the source of this 2054-nucleotide messenger RNA. RefSeq names its product ferrochelatase-2, chloroplastic. The coding region runs from base 283 to 1818 and encodes 511 amino acids. The transcript has 11 exons. The record is from RefSeq and is a predicted model, not a curated record. NCBI's taxonomy places the organism in Eukaryota, Viridiplantae, Streptophyta, Magnoliopsida, Asparagales, Orchidaceae. Gene Ontology annotation, biological process: heme biosynthetic process. Gene Ontology annotation, molecular function: protoporphyrin ferrochelatase activity.